UAGCACCAGGCGGGACUUCCGGUAAGUUCUCCUCCUCGCGGACGGGACUUCAGUGAAGGCUGGCGAGCAGGCAAGAAAGGGUUUGGUCCGUUCCGGUAGCGGUCUCGUUGUCACCGGUCGGUGUGUGUGCGUCAGCCCGGCUCCGGACUGCUGCAAGACCUUCCCGGGCGGCGGAGGCGCCUUAACGCGGAAGCAGCCCCGUAAAAAGCCCUCCUUCCACCCACCCAACCAACCCUACAUUCAUCCCCGUAGAUGAACGUCGUCCUCGGCUAUGCUUCCCUGAGAGCGCCCGCCGGUGUGGUACCCGCCCUGCCAAAAUGUCCGAUGUCAACAAGACUCUGCAGAAAUGGCACGCCAGUUUCAGAAAAGGCACGGACUUUGACUCGUGGGGGCAGUUGGUGGAGGCGAUAGACGAGUACCAAAUUCUUGCGAGGCAGCUGCAAAAAGAAGCGCAGUCGUCAAACUCAACAGACUUCACGGAAGAGCAGAAGAAACAUUUAGGGAAGAUUGCAACAUGCCUGGAGUUGAGGAGUGUCAGUUUGCAGUGCACGCAGUCGACAGAGGAGUUCAAAUUGGAAGACUUAAAGAAACUGGAAGGCAUCAUCAAGAACUUAUUGACGUACAACAAAGAAUUCCCAUUCGAUGUCCAGCCGGUGCCCUUAAGAAAAAUCCUCGCUCCCGGUGAAGAGGAGAACUUGGCGCUGGAGGAAGAAGACGCCGCCGCCGUCGCCGGUUCCACGGAAGCGUUCCCCCCGAGGGCUCCCGCCUCGCAAGGUACCUUGUUGCCACGGUUACCGUCCGAACCCGGAAUGACGCUGCUCACGAUAAGAAUCGAAAAAAUUGGUCUGAAAGACGCCGGGCAGUGCAUCGACCCGUACAUGACCAUAAGCGUCAAAGAUUCGAACGGGGUGGAUCUGAACCCGGUGCAGGACACCCCCGUGGCCACCAAAAAGGAAGACAUCUACAUUCACUUCAGCAUGGAUGUGGAGAUCCAAAGACAUGUGGAGAAACUACCUAAAGGGGCAGCAAUUUUCUUUGAAUUCAAGCACUACAAACCCAAGAAGAGGUUCACCAGCACAAAAUGUUUUGCCUUCUUGGAAAUGGACGAGAUCAAGCCCGGGCCCAUCGUGAUUGAGCUGUACAAGAAGCCCACCGACUUCAAGAGGAAGAAACUGCAACUUCUCACAAAGAAGCCCCUUUACCUUCAUCUUCAUCAAACCUUGCACAAGGACAGCUAAGGCGCUCCACGAGGCAGCCGAUCACACACACACAAAAUAUAGCACCAGUAAAUCAUAUUUUUUUUUUCUCUGUGACUAUAUUAACAGAGUCGAGGGAACUGAGCCACCAGUUGGUCGCGUCCACGCAUUUCUUUCCUUUAUUAUUAUUAUUAUUAUUAUUUUUUUAAACUGCAUUCAGAGUUAUUCGCAGGACAUAUUUCACGCAGCAACAGCGCGCCGGGUCGGACUCCCCGCCACGUUGUGUCAAUAUGAGGUGCUCGAUCGUCUCUGUUUGCACUUGUUGGACCUUGAGACAAAAGUGUGCAAAAUAUGCUGCCGAAAAUAAAAAGAUGACGUCACGUGUAGCAAAUAUUAAACCGGGAUGCUUACUGAAUCUUUUAAAAUGCCCACGCUAACAACAAAAAAGUCCACGUGGAGACAUUUUGGUGCUUGUUCACGUCUUUUCCGAUAUUUGUUAUUGUUCCAUUUCAAAUGGAAAAUAAUUCCAAUAAUGUAAGAGAACAUGGGUGUGCAGAAUUUAUUUUUUUUAAUCUCACCAGCUCUUAAAAUUAAUUCAUGAAUCAAUAUAAAAUCUGCCCCUUCACCCAAUUGCUAACAGCAACAAUAUGUAGAAUUUUGCAAUACAUUUUUUUUAAAUGGUAGUUGAACUAAAAAAAAAAAAAGCUUCACCACGUAAUCAAUCAUAUUGCUGCAAAGAAAAUUUUAAUUAAUUAAAAUGAUCUGCACACCUCCUUGUUCAAACUGCUGCUUCAAGUGCAAUAAAUAUUCAAAUUAUUACAAAUGAAAAUACAGCAUGAACUAAUAAUGAUAAAUAGUAACUCCUCAAAAAAUAUGUAAAUAAUAUUCCCGUUUCAAGCUCCACCCCUUCACCGAAUUUUACAUUUAUAAAGUGAGUAAUAAUUUAAAAUGACUAACGAGAAUAUAUAAUUACAUUGCAAAAAAUGAUUGCCCCAGCUCACAUACAUUCAUUGUGAGCAUAAGCAGUAUAGAAAGAGGAUGGUUUUUAUUAAUACUUUGUUUCAAGCCUCCUCCAAAUGUGAUAAAUAUUAGUUUUGAAUCCAUAAAUAAAAGGCCUAAAAUGAAUCAAAAUUUAAAAUAUAAAGCACAGGUGUCAAACUCAAGGCCCGGGGGCCUGAUCUAGCCCAGCACAUGAUUUUAUGUGGCCCGCGAAGCCGCAUCUAGAGUGUGAAUUUCCACAAUUCUUGUAAAAAUCUGGAGCAAAAUUUCAAAUUGUCAUAUAUCAUAAAUGAUAAGGUUGAGAUAUUACAAAUAUUUUUGUGUUACCAAACUUGAACACCUGAAAAAAAACAUUACCUUUGAUUUCUAAUUCCAAAACUAGUUCAUAAAUUGAUGUAAAUAUGAUGAGAUGAUUACAUAUUUUUGUUCCAGUCAUAACGGCCCUCUGAGGGGAACCGGAUCAACAAUGUGGCCUGGGAGAAAAAUGAGUUUGACACCCCUGAUAUAAGGGAUGAAAAAUAUGUAAUUAAAAUGACCUUUUUGCACAUUAAUGAGUAUAAAUGAUUUUGUCAUCAAAUCAAGAAGUAAUUGAAGUGUGGACAGCACAGCUUUCAUUAUUACACAAAAAAUAUCAAUUAUUUAGGAAUUACAGCCAUUUUAUGCAGUAUUUCCAAAACUAUUUGGACAAUUGACCGGCUGAAGGCAGAUCAAACAUAUUUGAUAUGUUAUUAAAUUUAAAUCAAUCUGGCAGCUAUGUGACACGAGCUCCCCAUAUGAACAUAAAUAAAAUCAAUUUGAACGACUUUUUGGAUGACGCGGUGCCAUUGUCCACUCUUUGCGUCUUUCACCUUCCUCCUCACGUCAGGUGACACCGGGAGAGUAAUAUUAAAUAUAUUUGCGUUAACUUACGUCGCACCUGAUUUGAAUGUCACAUUUUUAUGCACAAGAUUGUGUUUCGCAACCUCACACUCAGUCCCGACGGAUGCAAACGAGUUUUGGAAUCUGACAUUUUCCCCGGCAAACCUUUUUUUUUUUUCCUCCAUCAUUUAAUAUUAUGGUUUUCAUUAAUUUUGAUUGCAAUACUUGAUUUUUUUUUUUUUUUUUUAAGAUGUUAUUUUUGUAAGGUCCAGGACUAUAAAUGAACUGUUACGACACACUAACUGAUGAAAAUGCAGUAAUUGUAUGCGUGGAAGUGCGACGUGGAUGCCUGGAUUGAUAAGACUGACAAGCGAAGAUGAUCAAUACAUUCCUUUCUAAUAAAAGAAUAAAAAAAAGUUUGUGAAUUUAUUUGCAUUUUGUCCAUUUGAAUAUACACAGAUCUUGGAUAAAAUAUUCAAAUAUACAGUAUGUACAUAAUGAUUAAAUAUUUCCGAAUGGAGGGUGAGCUGGGCAUGUAUUUUAAAAUGGUUGAUUUUGAUAAUUUCAACUAUUUUAGCAAAUUUUGUGUACCGUCAGUCACAGCGUUCUUCAAAAAGUUGUAUUUGAAAAACUGUAAAAUAAUUUUUUGUAGGGAAACUGUUCUUAGCACAUGUCAGUCAGAUCAAUUUUUGCAUUCUUUAUUAUUAAAAAGAUUUCUACCAACAUAGCAAAAUAAGUUAUACAUCUGCCCAUCAAAUUACAUAUUUGCUUUACAGUCAGCUCCAGAGGAAACUAUUUGGGGGGGAAAAAAAAAUUAAAAACACGACUUGAAAUGAUCGUGAAACGCUAAUGGCUAAACCUCUCUUAUUCCCGCUUUUAAAAAAUUUCCACAGGAAAUGACAUUGAAAAAUCUUAAAAAAAAAAAAAAAAAACAUGACUAUUUAUAGUUUUAAAA
Messenger RNA from Syngnathoides biaculeatus (alligator pipefish), 4008 nucleotides. RefSeq names its product axin interactor, dorsalization associated (gene aida). Bases 318 to 1238 code for a protein of 306 amino acids. Gene Ontology annotation, cellular component: membrane. Gene Ontology annotation, biological process: determination of ventral identity. Gene Ontology annotation, molecular function: phosphatidylinositol binding. The transcript has 11 exons. Lineage: Eukaryota; Metazoa; Chordata; Actinopteri; Syngnathiformes; Syngnathidae. The record is from RefSeq and is a predicted model, not a curated record.